AAAAGUCCAAUACGGAGGGCUUCUUACACACUCCAAAACCUUCUUUACGCGACAUUCAUUCGACAGCCGCUUCUCUCACUCUCAAAUUUCUGCAUCCUCCAAAAGCGUUACGCUUCGGAUAUCUUCACUAUGACUUUUUCCCUCUCGCCUUUAUUACCCAACUAGUAGAAUUUUUAGUUCUAGAGAGAGAGAGUAGAGAGAGAAAUACAAAAUUCAAAGGUUGCUUCGAUCAAGAGGAUCAUCGUCUCGCACAAAAGAUUCUAUCUUUGAGCUUAAACUGAAGAAAUUUAUGGCUUUUUGCUCUGGCUUUGCGUCUAGGAAGGGUUUUGAUCGCUACGUUUAUCAUUCGUAAUCGAAGCUUUUGAAAGAGAGAGGAAAGAAAGAGGAGAGGGAAGGGCUGAGAAAAUUGGGUUUCGUGGGUAUGGCUUUUUUCUCGACGUUAUGUUGCGGGAAGGGUUUUGAGCGGAAAGGACAGGGGAAGAAGCAGCCAACGUGGAGGAUUUUUUCUUUGAAGGAAUUGCAUGCUGCUACAAACAAUUUUAAUUAUGACAACAAGCUCGGAGAAGGUGGAUUUGGCAGUGUUUAUUGGGGUCAGCUAUGGGAUGGAUCUCAAAUUGCAGUUAAAAGGUUGAAGGUUUGGAGCAACAAAGCAGAGAUGGAGUUUGCAGUUGAGGUUGAGAUACUGGCACGAGUGCGACACAAGAAUCUGCUAAGCUUACGUGGCUAUUGUGCAGAAGGGCAAGAGCGUCUAAUAGUGUAUGACUACAUGCCUAAUCUGAGUUUACUUUCUCAUCUUCAUGGGCAACACUCAGCUGAGUGCCUUCUUGAUUGGAAUCGACGAAUGAAUAUUGCAAUAGGAUCAGCUGAGGGAAUUGCCUAUCUACACCAUCAUGCAACCCCACAUAUAAUCCACAGAGACGUAAAAGCAAGCAAUGUGUUGCUAGAUUCGGAUUUCCAAGCUCGGGUUGCUGAUUUUGGAUUUGCAAAGCUAAUACCUGACGGUGCAACCCAUGUGACCACUAGAGUAAAGGGUACCCUAGGCUACCUUGCUCCAGAAUACGCAAUGUUAGGGAAGGCAUCAGAGAGCUGUGACGUCUUCAGCUUUGGCAUUCUCUUGCUAGAGCUUGCUAGUGGCAAAAAACCCCUUGAAAAGCUCAGCUCAACAAUGAAGCGCACGAUCACCGAUUGGGCUCUGCCAUUAGCAUGUGAGAGGAAAUUCAGUGAACUGGCAGACCCGCGACUGAACGGGAAGUACGUAGAGGAAGAGUUGAAAAGGGUUGUCUUCGUUGCGCUUAUCUGUGCCCAAAGUCAGCCUGAGAAGAGACCAACCAUGCUUGAGGUGGUGGAGCUUUUGAAGGGAGAGUCGAAAGAGAAGUUUGCUGUUAUGGAAAAUGAUGAAUUUUUCAAGAGUCGGCCUGCGGAUUAUAAUGAUGGGUCUGGUGCGGAUGAAGGGGUAGACUUCAUCUCAGAGGAAAGAGAACCAAAACAAGAAUUGACGGAGUGGGAGGGUGAAGCCGGAAAGUGACAUGUGGCAGCUGAAUUAUAGGUUUGUGAUUUUAGUGCAUAUAUAGAAUGUUAAUUGAAGUUGUUGGGGCAUUUUUUUUUUUCCCAUUGUGCAAGGUUUUGGCAAGAAUUGAAAGCAUUGUUUGUGUGUUGCUGUGGGAUUUGUGUGUGGAUGUUUCGUCUGUAAUUUUUUUUUGGUACCCUUUCAUCUUUUUUCAGUAUAUGAAUGACAUCAAAACUGUUUGUAGUGUUUGUCAAAUGAUUUUCAGAUUGCUUUGAUUUCUUUGA
This is a messenger RNA of Camellia sinensis, 1791 nucleotides long. RefSeq names its product PTI1-like tyrosine-protein kinase At3g15890. Gene Ontology annotation, molecular function: protein kinase activity; ATP binding. Gene Ontology annotation, biological process: protein phosphorylation. The record is from RefSeq and is a predicted model, not a curated record. NCBI's taxonomy places the organism in Eukaryota, Viridiplantae, Streptophyta, Magnoliopsida, Ericales, Theaceae.